Messenger RNA from Aaosphaeria arxii CBS 175.79, 2784 nucleotides. RefSeq lists its product as uncharacterized. Gene Ontology annotation, cellular component: cytoplasm. Gene Ontology annotation, molecular function: protein kinase binding. Bases 214 to 2697 code for a protein of 827 amino acids. NCBI's taxonomy places the organism in Eukaryota, Fungi, Ascomycota, Dothideomycetes, Pleosporales. The record is from RefSeq and is a predicted model, not a curated record. The transcript is spliced from 2 exons.
UCUCCAGGCCCUUUGUGGCUCACGACAUAGAAGGCCUCCCGCGCGGAUCCUACCGAACUCACGCCCUCCGAAGGAGUUAUUCACCCCUCCACCACAUUGUUCCUCCAGAGCCUCCGUACAUCGUGGCCGUUCCCUCCAUCCUCCGCGACUAGACACCUACAUAUACCGUGUGAAGAGCCCUGCAUGCAGUUGUGGCCUACUUGAAAUCAAAACAUGGACACUGAAGAUGGACAAAUAUUCAUAAAGAACCUUGCGUACUUUGUACGAACUCACGAGAAAGCCCUCGCCAAUGCCUUGCAACUCCAGCGGCAGGCACCGAAAAGGCAGAGCACCGACCUCACGCCCUCAUCUCCCACCGCAACCUCUAAUGCCACAACCACGGCCUCUUCCAGCUCCAGCGUCUGGGCCGCUGCCCUUUCGCUUCCUUCGCUCACGUUCACGUCCCAGACCAUCAAGCCUGCAAAACUCACCCUCACACCCCAUCAUCUGUUCUAUCUCCUGUCCCGCUUCGAGGAACUGAGUAUACCCGUGGGGCCGAUGAAUGUCCGUUUGGAGAACAUCCACACUGACGCUUCGCCCACUAACUAUGUCUCCUUCCUCAGUAAGGCUCAGCGCAAUAAGACACGAUCGUCAGAUCGAGAUUCAAUUCACUCGGUCUCGAGCAUUCGCAGCGUGAUGUCAGGCAUGUCUUCACUAUGGUCAUCUCUUCGUCUUUCCAACAACAGUGCUGCCAAGGCGGAGAAGCAGAAAGCGGCUAUUCAGGAAGAUCUGAAAUACCUUUUCUCUGCUUUUACAAAGAUCCCUUGCCUGAGGCUUGCUCCUGACCACAAGGCCCGCCUCAUCGCAGGCUACGAAGAGUUCCCCUUCGACACUGCUGUGCCGUUAUUUGCGUUUAAGAACGUCACCGCUCUUGAGAUCUACGACGUGGAUUUCCGGCAGUUCCAUGGCUGGGAUCGACUCGCAGAGAAUUUGCGUAGCUUAACGGUAAAGCGUGCGGGCGUGGAUGACCCUGCAGAUAUUCUAAUCAACAUCGUCCUUGAUGACAUAGACAAGCGCCGUCGUCGUUCAGCAAAAGCGCCUCCCUCACCCUCUGUUCCAUGUGCAACUCCAAGUCCUGUGCCAAAACAUGCUCAUUUAGCACAAUCGGAAUCACCCCCCUCACCUGGCGCAACUGCACCCAGGCAUGCCUCGAGCCCAAGGGUUCAUACCACCAUGACCGCGGAGGGUGAGCUUUCGACCUCUGCACAACGCCAACGCAGUGCUUCACCUCAUAGACCAGCAAGUUCGCGACACGGCUCAGCCUCCGUUUAUGGGAGAACCAGUACUCCCAAUGUCCGACGCGCUUCUGGUAGUUCUAGCUCAAGUGUGCGAUCCACGACUCCCCGGGGGAGCUCAUCUAAUCUUCUCUCAUUGGGCUGGUUCCCUUCCACCAAAUGGCGCUUCCUGCGACAUCUCAGCUUAGCCGACAAUGCCCUCACGAGCAUUCCGGCUUCUAGUCUUGCUCCUGUCGCUAAUACAUUGCAGUCGCUCGAUCUGUCUGCCAAUCUCUUCACGGAGAUUCCAGAUAGCCUUGCGACUAUGUCGUGUCUCCGUGCCCUCAACCUAUCAAACUGCAUGAUCGAGAGCCUCCACUCACUCGGCCGAAGUCCUCUUCCCGCGAUAACGACACUCAACCUUCGAUCUAACAGACUGUCGUCUCUCGCCGGUAUCGAGCGCCUACUCUCCCUGGAGCGAGUUGACCUGAGGGACAAUAAACUGACUGAUCCCACUGAGGUGGCAAGGCUUACAGGAGUGCCAGAGAUCACCCACAUCUACGUGCAUCGAAAUCCGUUCUGCAAGUCUUACGGCAACUACCGUGUCAUGAUAUUCAAUCUAUUCCGCAAAACCCCAGGAUAUACAGAAGACAUCGUCAUCGACUCUACUGGCCCAAGCAGCUCUGAAAGGAAACAACUGGUCGACAGGGUGCCUGAACCCCCCAGUGUGCCUGUUGUCAAACCACCCCCGGAGGAUGACGUGCCUCCGCAACCAAUACCCGUUAAGAUUGUGGCGGCCAUGGACGGCACUCGCUCUCUACCCGACUCGCCUCGACGAACGAAUUCCCACUCGCACCGGUCCAAGAGUGGACACACAGGCUCUCAGCGGCGCAAGAAGGUGACGAAGCGGAGAGUAGUCGAGCUAUCCCAGACUAACACCACACCUGGACCGGCAAACGAUCAGGCACCUCCAACGAACCUAUUCGAGCAGCUCCCUUCGACCGUGGACGUACCCAAGACGUCAGAUCCCGCUGAUGACUUGACGGGAGAACGAAGCCCUCCUCGCUUUAAGGAACCGUCCUUCGAGGCUGCGUUGGGCGAUCCGACGAAGAAGACGACCGCCCAAGAUCAUGGGUUGACCCAAUCCGUGCACAUUGUCCACCAGCAGCUGCCAUCCCUCAAUACCACACUCAGUGCGGAGUCUGUGCAGCAGAGUACGACAAGUCCACCGGAAUUUGACGCCAGUAGCGAUCUGUAUAGGAAGAAGAUCGAAGCAUUGCGUCAAGAUUUCGGGAACACAUGGCUGAGCGCUCUCAGCGACGAAAGCUGGGAAACGGCACCCGUAACGAGCUUCCCGGAGCCGGGAUUUACCACUACCAUCCGACCAGCCAUGCCCCGAACGCCCAGUCAAGGUAUCGUUUCUGGUGGCAGAACACUUGGCUGACCACUGACCUAAUGUAAUGAUUUAUUAGCGAUACCCCAAUCUGAUUUUGCCUGGUUUUGUUUUCACUGUUCUGGCAGUACUCGAUGU